Molecule: messenger RNA, 1338 nt
Organism: Rotaria sordida
Lineage: Eukaryota; Metazoa; Rotifera; Eurotatoria; Philodinida; Philodinidae
Source: the annotation of a GenBank genome assembly
AUGAUCAAUAUUCUAUCUACUUGGACUUUACUUGGAUUUAUAGCAGUAAAUAUUUUAUUUCUUGAUCGUGUCAAAUGCAUUAUCAAUUGGAACGGAAAUAAUUGGGCCAUGUCUUGUGAUUUUCGUGGAAAUGAUUUAUCUAACAUCCGAACUUCAGGAGAACUGUGUGGUGAAAAAUGUGCUCAAACUCAACAAUGUACUCACUUUACAUGGACUCAAUAUAAUGGUGGUACUUGUUGGAUGAAAUCAGGUACGAUUUCCAAAAGUGAUGCCUUCUCAACCAAUGAUCAAACUAUGGUCUGCGGUGUAAUUAAUAGUGGCCAACAAGACACCAUCCAGUGGAACGGAAAUAAUUGGGCCAUGUCAUGUGAUUUUCGUGGAAAUGAUUUAUCUAACGUCCGAACUUCAGGAGAACUGUGUGGUGAAAAAUGUGCUCAAACUCAACAAUGCACUCACUUUACAUGGACUCAGUAUAACGGUGGUACUUGUUGGAUGAAAUCGGGUACGAUUUCCAAAAGUGAUGCAUUCCCAACCAAUGAUCCAACCACGAUGUGUGGUGUAGUAGGAGCAAGGGAUGAUACCGAAUGGGUUCGCGUAUGGGAAGAUAAUUUCGAUUGGAAUGGUGGAGUCGAUCCUAAUAAAUGGGACUUUGAUGUCGGUGGAAAUGGCUGGGGCAAUGGUGAACAACAAUAUUACACAAAUAAUCGAUUGGAAAAUGCACGUUGUGAACUAUUUCCAGGCAGUACCAAUGGUCGUCUCAUUGUUGAGGCACGUCGGGAAAACAUGGCAAAUUCUCAAUUUACUUCGGCUCGUCUCAAGAGCAAGGGUAAAUGGACAUAUGGCCGUUUACAAAUUCGUGCCAAAUUACCUGAUGGUCGUGGUCUAUGGCCAGCUCUUUGGAUGUUGCCGGAAAAGCAAACAUACAGUAAUACCUAUUGGCCAGAUAAUGGUGAAAUUGAUUUGAUGGAACAAGUUGGUUAUGAUCCAUUGAGUAUUCAUGCAACUGUACACACACAAGCAUAUAAUCAUAUGAGAGGCAACCAACCAACUAAUACCGUAACUGUCAAUGAUGCUGUUUCAAAUUUUAAAAUUUAUACACUCGAUUGGAAUGUAGAUAAAAUUGAAAUGUUCGUUGGAGAUGAUGCAAAUCCAUUCGCUAAGAGUAUCUUAGUUUGGAAGAAAGAAGGCGAUUGGACACAAUGGCCAUUUGAUAAACCAUUCUUUGUUCUUAUUAACAUUGCCGUAGGUGGCAGUUGGGGUGGUGCACAAGGCAUCGAUUACAAUAUUUUUCCUCGUCGAAUGGAAGUUGAUUGGGUGCAUUUUUAUCAGCGACGCUAA